Molecule: messenger RNA, 1221 nt
Organism: Ceratosolen solmsi marchali
Lineage: Eukaryota; Metazoa; Arthropoda; Insecta; Hymenoptera; Agaonidae
Product: cilia- and flagella-associated protein 36
Exons: 5
Coding region: 29-1087 (352 amino acids)
Cellular component (GO): axoneme; ciliary base
Source: RefSeq, a predicted model, not a curated record
UAAGUUCUUUUAAUAAAAUUUCAAAACAAUGGCUGAAAAAGAUGAAACUACUUGGGUUUUUGAUGCGUUAGUCGGAUUUUUGCAAGGUUCAUUCUGGUCAACGUCGAUACAAAAUUUUAUUGAAGAGAAAUCUUUGAUAUUUGAAUCUGAAACUUUGGAUAGUAAAGAGUAUCGUGAAAUACAUCAAGAUUAUAAAAACUUUGUUAAUUUACUACUUGAUUGUUAUAUGGAAGAUAUGGGAAUUAUAUUUGAACAAUUUGAACAAGCUUGCAGCUUAAUUAAAAGUACUCGAGUAUCAAUAAAAUUUCAGCAGGGUCUCUUUGAGCAAAUUUGGGCAGCAAACGAAUAUGAAGUAUUUAGACGAAUGAUGACUCAAAAAAAUUUAGAACUGCAACUUCAAUCUUUGAAGAUGAUAGAAAAAAAAUCUGGUCUUACACCAGCUUCUUUGUCUCACGAAUCAAACAAACUUAACGAUGAUCAACUACCAAUGGAAGAACUUCUUCAAACCAAAAUUUAUGAAAUCAGUGACGAAAAUAUCUUAGAUGCUGUCAAUGUAAACGCGAAGGAAAAUGAAAGUGUAUCUCUACUGAAACAGGAACAUUACGCAAUUGGGCACACUAAAAAAAACGCUCAUCAGGAAUUGAACGAGUCAACAAAAAGGACAUCUCAUUUCGAAGAUAAACAGAAGGCAAAAUUAAAUGCCGAAUCAAACAUUUAUGACAAAUCCAAAACGGAACAACAGCAUGCAGUAGUUGCUGGUAUUCCAUCGAUUAUCGAUACCAUUUCAACAAAUUUUCGCAAAGAGUUACACGUGAAGCAGAAAGAUAAUACAAAAGAAGACAUACACAAUAGGCAGCUUUACCUGAACGCACAGCGCGAUAAACUCGCAGCUCUAAAAAAUAAGGCGCGUAAUCAGAAGUUUAGGAUGGAUCCAGUAAGACCGAAUUCAGCCCAUGUCGUGGCCGAAGCGGCUGUUAACAUUAAAAAACAAGAUUUAAUUGUGCACCAACAAGCCAUGGAUGCCUCAAUACUUCAAGUACGCAAGGCACUGGCUGCAAGACUGAAGGCAGAAGUCGUACAGAAGUAAAAUUAUUAUUCAGACAGAACACCACGUUUUCCUUUUUACUUACUUUCCGAAUAAAUUCUUUUUUUGACAUAUGCCUCUUAUUAUAUAAGGUUAUUAUUGGCAUUAAUAAAAAUAAUAUUGAUAAAGUGAUAAAA